UUGCAACCGUGAGUAGCAAAUAUAUUUGAAGUUUUCAAUCCGAUUUAAAUUAAAUAUGUAACAUAAUAAUUUUCUUACCUCGACAGAUAAUUACUAAAUAAUGUUAAAUUUAAAUAAUUAAGAGGAUGGGUGGGCUGGGCGGUGCUGGCGCGGUGUUGGCGGCAGAGAUCUUCGCCCCACUACUACUUCUCUGUUGGCUUUGCUGCUGGCCUGAUGACGCCUCAGAUACAAGUUCUGGCAAAUACCCCGCGAGACCUGCCAUUACCAAUGGAUCAUCAGGCUCUCACCGACUGAGCGAACUGUUUGGUCGAAGGUGCGGUAGCAGUGCGAUAUCUUUACAUUUACCUAGCACUUCUGGAACCACAAAGCAGUCGUUAUCAGCUCAUAGGAGUCAUGAAGAAAUCCAUGGCCGUCACCGCUCGCAGUUAGAUGUAAGCGAAGAAGACAGCCGCUACCACUCUGCCCCCAGUGUCAUUCACGAAGUAUUACAUCGCAGGGACUGGGAGCGCUCUACCAAGGAACUUUACAUUCCUCUCAGACCAGAGAAAGUAACAUUAUCCCCCACCUCACCUACUGGUUCAUUCAUGUCUCUGGAUAGCCUUGAGCAAUGUGAAGAAACAGACCAACGAGUCUCAAAAACUUGCAAGAAACAUUUUACUAAUAUUAAAUGCUCAAAAAAAAAAGAAACCGACGACGAUAUCAAGGAUGAUGAUGCGACCGAAAUAUCUAGCUUCUAUAUUGGCGACAAUGGUGCGGGUCCAAGUGUUUCAGAGAGGCUAGAAGAGCUUGAUAAAGAUAUGAUAGAAGAUAACAAUGAAGCCGUCGGGCCAUCGGGUAAGGACGCUAAACUAUAUAAGCAUAAAGAAACUAAGCAAAGUUUAAAUGAAUGCAUUAAAAGUAAAGAUAGAAUGAGAUUGGUACCAGUAGAAGAGUUAAUCGUGUCUAGGUUUGAGAGCGCGGCUCUCGAUAGGUCAGGGGCGCAGCACCACGGGGCAAAUUCGGGAGCUGAACUUGUCAGCGCUCGUUUAAUGCCACCGCCAUCUGUCGAACCUUUAGGCUAUGCAUCUGACACAUUAUACCUAGAGGAGGAAGCGUGGGGUGCCGCGCCAAGCUCGGGACUGACUUGGUCACCACCCGCUGAAGGCUUCAUGCGUGCCCGCCACGCUAGUGCCGGUGAUGUGUUAGCACCCACACACCGCCCGCAGUCAGGAGCACUCUCGGAAAGUGAUAUAGACUUUGAGCUCGAGGCGCGUGACGAAUUGCCGCCUCCAUACCACGAGGUGCAUCUGCUCAAACACAGAAAUGAAACAGCAAUAUAAUUCCACAGCAGCAAUUAUUUAAAGUUGACACGUUCAUUGUUCAUAAAUACUUUAUUACGAAAGCUUUGUAAAAACUUAACUACUAAACAAAACUGCACUAAGAUGUCAAUAAAUUAAAGUAUUUUUAUAGUAUAGCGCUCAACUGAGCAAUUAUUUAUUAGGUAACAUUAGAAAUGUGUAGCCAAGUUCAAUUAUCUAUCAAUAAUCUGUGAAUUUAGUAUUUUAAUUCAAUCCUAUUUGU
Pieris brassicae (large cabbage white) is the source of this 1560-nucleotide messenger RNA. RefSeq lists its product as uncharacterized. The transcript has 7 exons. NCBI's taxonomy places the organism in Eukaryota, Metazoa, Arthropoda, Insecta, Lepidoptera, Pieridae. Bases 126 to 1319 code for a protein of 397 amino acids. The record is from RefSeq and is a predicted model, not a curated record.